Molecule: messenger RNA, 441 nt
Organism: Aspergillus alliaceus
Lineage: Eukaryota; Fungi; Ascomycota; Eurotiomycetes; Eurotiales; Aspergillaceae
Exons: 3
Coding region: 1-441 (146 amino acids)
Source: RefSeq, a predicted model, not a curated record
AUGCGUCUUCACCAAGUCCUGAUGUUCGGUGCUGGCCUCAUCAUGGGGGCUAAUGCCUACGAAUUCACUGUCUACAACAACGUUUUCGACUGCAAUGCCAAUAAAGAUUCCAAAUACAAGAUCUACGAGGGAAACGCAGACACUUGUAUCGCCCUUGGCAAGGCCCCGCCUUCUGACGCUAAAUGCUCUCUUUACACCGACGGCGGUUUUGCUGACCCUGCUGCCUGUGGUGAUGAUGGCUUCUACGGUGACUCUCUCUUCUUCAACUCCCUCAAAACCCAGGUUCUUGGAUCCAACACCUGCUGGGAAUGCGAGCUCUUCACCGACUGGAGCUGUGAGAUUCCGGUGAACCUGCAGACCGAUGACAAAUGUCAAGCAUACGGUGGACACGGCAUCGGAGGUGUCAAAUGCGGCCCAGCCAAGAAGCUUGGCGGCUGCUAG